CCAGUACCACCUCGACUCCCCUCGCACCAUGUCCGAGCCAGCCAAGAAGAAGCAGCGUCUCGUCGAUGUCGCAAAGAAGGUCAUUGACGUGAUGCGCGUUGAGAGGACGUCGGAGGCGCACAUGAUCCUCCGCGAGUACGUCGGCAACGAGAUCCAGAAGAGACCGGGUGAUGUCCCAGGUAUCACGCAUCCAGGCUCGACAGGUGUCAUUUACUGCACUGACCGUGCCAUGGCCAAUGGCUUCUCGUACGACAAUCCCGACUGGGGAAACAUGGGACAAGGUGCUCCAGAGGUCGGCCCACUGCCCGAUGCCCCGCCGCGCCCCACGGCACUCGACUUUGACACCGAAGGCGAGCUCAUCCACGAGUAUGCCCCUACUGCCGGAGUCAAGCAGCUCCGCAAGGCCGUUGCCAAACUCUACAACGAGACGUAUCGCAAGGGAAUGGCCAGCCAGUACACUUACGAGAACGUCUGUAUUGUUCCAGGCGGCCGAGCUGGGAUGAGCCGCGUCGCUGCGGUCAUCGGUGACGUGUACUGCGGAUACCAGAUCCCAGAGUACACUACCUACUCCGAGGUACUUGCCGUGUUCAAGCGGCUCAUCCCCAUCCCUACGCCGCUCCUCCCGGAGAACAACUACCACUUGGACAUUGACCGCCUUAAGAGGGACAUUGCGACGUUCAGCCUCAGUGUGGUGGUGAUGUCGAACCCUCGCAACCCCACUGGACAGUGCAUUGAAGGCGAGGACCUCAAGAAACUCGUUCGCAUCGGCGACGGCCAGACGACCAUCAUUCUCGACGAGUUCUACUCCUUCUACAAGUACUGGGAGGACGAGUCGCGCCUUGGCGAGUCGUUGAGCGGGGCAGCGUAUGUUGACGAUGUCAACCAAGACUCGGUUGUCAUCAUCGACGGCCUUACCAAAGGCUUCCGCCUGCCCGGAUGGAGGGUGUGUUGGGUUGUCGGGCCCAAGAAGCUCAUUUCGGCGGUCGCCAGUUCGGGCUCGUUCCUUGACGGAGGUGCCAACCACCCACUCCAGAUUGCUGCGAUCCCCCUCCUUGACCCUGCCCGUGUGCACAAGGAGAAGAUUGCCCUGCAGAAGACGUUCAAGGCAAAGCGAGACUAUGUGCUUGACCGGCUCUCCAAGAUGCCGGGACUCAAGGUCCAUCCCGAGCCGCACGCAACGUUCUACAUUUGGCUCGACGUCUCGGGCCUGCCUGCUCCCCUUGACGAUGGCCUCGUCUUCUUUGAGGAACUACUCAAAGAAAAGGCCAUUUGUGUCCCUGGUAUCGCCUUCGACAUUGACCCGGCGGCACGGAGGAACCUGUUCGAGUCGCCUUGCCAUCACUUUGUUCGCCUUUCGUACGGGCCCAAGAUUGAGAAUCUCAAGAAGGGUAUGGACGCCAUCGAGCGUGUCCUUGCAAAGCACGCAGAGGCAGCACACUUGAUGGGCCAGGGAUAUCAGAGAUCAGACAAUGCUGAGGCCGUCGGUACAAACCACGGUUAGUGAGGUAGAAUGGCUUAUGCAACAG
Messenger RNA from Vanrija pseudolonga, 1526 nucleotides. Its product is annotated as Aspartate aminotransferase. Gene Ontology annotation, biological process: biosynthetic process. Gene Ontology annotation, molecular function: pyridoxal phosphate binding. The record is from RefSeq and is a predicted model, not a curated record. NCBI's taxonomy places the organism in Eukaryota, Fungi, Basidiomycota, Tremellomycetes, Trichosporonales, Trichosporonaceae. The transcript is spliced from 9 exons. The coding region runs from base 29 to 1501 and encodes 490 amino acids.